AUGAAAAAUAUGAAGCGAUGCAAAUUAGCGACGAUGAGUUUUAUCACCAUCGUAGUAUCGUUAUUAUCAUCAUCGUUAUCAUCGGCACUGAACGUGCCAGUAAAAUCGAUAUUCAUAACAAGAGCGGUUACAACAACACGAACUCGCAACGCGACAACGACAACAUUCUUAGACGGUGACAACGACUGUCUCGCGACUACAGCAACAACCUACUCAACGACAACUGCAACAAAUUUAACUCUAUGGAAUCAAACCAGCAGUUACUCUGAUAUAUCGAACUUAUGGACAGAUUCGCCAACCGAUUCAGUCUCUUACAGCACCGUUGUAUCUGUUGUAUUAACUGAAACGUCGAAGAUAAGUGUGACAAUUAAGUCAUCUAUAAUGAACAGUUUCGGAUCUCAGCUAUCGAAUAAACAAUACUCGUAUGUUUUUGACUCCACUACUUCUGGUAACAUCCCUACAACCGCCGGUACCACAAAUGAAACAAGUUUCGAUCAAGUUUGUAAUAAUGGGCCUCAGGCUCCUAACAAUAUACUGGCUAUGUUGAUUCAAGAGCUGGAAACAACACUAAUGAUGUCUACUAACAACAGCACAAAUCACAUCAACACAAACUACAACAAUACAAACGAUCACACAAACUACAACUUCAGACUCCACAUUAUCAACAACAACAACAAUAACAACAACAACAACAAGCCUAAUAACAACACAAACAUCAACAUUGACAACCACACAAACAACAACCUCAAAAUCUACAUUAUUAUCAACAACAACGCUAACAACAAUAACAUCAACACAAACAACAUCACAAACAACAUCAGACACAACUACAUUAACGAUAGCAAUAGCAUUAAUAACAUCACAAAUGAUAACAGCAUCAACUAUAGCAGCAGCAACAACAACACAAACAACAACACAAACGACAUCACAAUCACAAACAACAAUACAAACAACAACAAUACAAACAACAUCAGCACAAACAACCACACAAUAUACGUCACAUACAACAUCAAUGACAACUACAUUAAUUAUAGCAACAACGUUAAAAACACCACAAAUCACAGAAGAAUCAACUAUAGCAACAACGCAAACAACAACAACACAGACAACAACACAGACAACAACACAGACAACAACACAGACAACAACACAAACAUCAUCAAUCUCAACAUCAACAAAACAAACAACAACACAAACAACAACAGAAACAACAUCAAUCUACACAUCAACAACCCAAACAACUACACUGACAAAAACACAGACAACAACACAAACAACAUCAAUCUCAACAUCAACAACACAAACAACUACACAGUCAACAACACAGACAACAACACAGACAACAUCAAUCUCAACAUCAACAACACAAACAACUACACAGUCAACAACACAGACAACAACACAGACAACAUCAAUCUCAACAUCAACAACACAAACAACUACACAGACAACAACACAGACAACAUCAAUCUCAACAACAAUCUCAACAUCAACAGCACAGACAAAUACACAGACAACAAUACAAACAACUACACAGUCAACAACACAGACAACAACACAAACAACAUCAAUCUCAACAUCAACAACACAAACAACUACACAGACGACAACAACACAAUUAACUACACAUACUACACAAUCAACAACUCAAAAACGCCAGUUUACGUAGGCAUAUCUUUGGUUACCAAAACUUCCGUCAGCAGCCUCGAUGACAUCAUCAACAACAUCAACAACAACAACCACAUCAAUGACAUCAUCAAUAGCAUUAGUAACAGCAAUAACAACAACAACACUAACAACAGCAUCACCAACGCCGUAUCUGACAUCAAUAACAACAACGAAGACAUUCUCAUCAGCAUCAACAACAACAUCAACAAUGACGUCAACAACAACGUCACCAAAGAUGUUUUAAACUCCAUUAAACAACAACACCCUUCACUCGCUGUCAACUGCGUCAGCGAUUACGGAAAUGGAUUCAAGAUGACGUCAUCGUCGGCUGGCGAUCUCUGCGAGGUCCCUCUUAUUCCGCUGGAAGUAUACGACUGCAGGUUGACGACAUCGGCGCGGGAAUACAACGGGACCGAAUCCGUCACGGAAUCCGGAAACACAUGUCUACCAUGGAGGACCAUUGACAGCCAGCAAUUAACCCCGCUGGAAAAUUUUGACACAGCAAUGAUGAGUAGGAGUGAAAAUUUCUGUCGCAACCCCGACGCCAAUUUUGUCGGUGGUCCCUGGUGUUUCGUCAACGAGGGCAGCGGUUCCGGCGUCAAAAGGGACUUUUGCAACCUGCCUAUGUGUGACAGAUUGAACGAAAACGUAGCAUUGUAUUCUCCGAGAACUCUACCCACUCAGCCGCAACAAUCGCCCCAAACAAUUAUCUCAUCGCUGGUGGAUGGUCUGUUGAGUCAGGAAUUGAACCUAUGUUUCAAAAGCGAACUCCAAGCGACACCAUGGAUUGCCGUGCAGUUGAACCAGCGUUCCAAGAUAUACGCCAUUUUUAUUACAACCUGUGACAUGCCCUUAGGUCAAUUCGUAAUCGGAGUAAACGAAGACCCACCAACCAUACCCCCCACCGUCAUAAGCAUCACCACAAUCCAUUUUUACCAAAACACCAUUCCACCACACAACACCACAAACAUCUAUCUGGAUAAACUCUACUACGGUAGUUACGUCAUUCUUGAGAAGUUUUUUACCUAUGGGUUCUUGGCUCUAAUGGAACUCCAGAUAUUUGGAACUCCAUCGAGCGAACCACAGACACCUGACUUCAUCCCAGCACCUGCUAACAACUACACCAUUAACGAGUUUGGUAACAUCGGCGAAAUCAAAUCCAACAUAUCACUCGACGACUGCAAAGCUUACUGCUACGACAAAUACGCCGACAGCUGCAUGGCGAUCGACUACGCCACAGAAAUCUCCGAGUGCUACUUGCACGUCGGUGAUUUGUCGUGCCCUGUUUACCACGCCCUUGACAGCUCCAUCCAAUCCUUCCACUACACAGACAGAUACGAAGUUUUCAUCCAGUGCACCUACGGCCAUCACUUCGACAACCAGCCAACCACCACUCUCAAAUGCCUGGCGGGCCUUGGAAGAUGGUGGCCGAAUGUUACGUUCUGCUUGCGUAGCACUAACGAGACACUGUUCGACACGGUUGUUGAUGUUCAGUGCAAUGAUGGAUUCAUCUUCGUUGACCAAACUGGACUGCAGGCGACCACCACUUGUCUCACUACUGGCUUCUGGAGUCUCGAUCUUCUACCUUGCAAAAGAAUAACAUGUCCAGAGAUUGACUACUUCUCAAACCCCUUUCUGACCAUCAGUACGACAAACAGGGACUUCCACACGGUGGUCAUCGCUGAGUGUCAGAGGGGGUAUCAGUUCUGGGGCAGCAACAGAAUAUUGAGGAAGGCAAUUUUGUGUGGAGGUCUUGGGGAGUGGAAUGACACAGACAUCGAUUGUGAAGAGUUUUAUUGCGAAAUCGAUCCAGCUGCCUACAACAUUGACAUAUCGUCAGCGGCUCCUCCGUGGCAUUCCAAAACAUCCUCCUCACCUGCAAUCUUCAACUAUCCGGUUGACUCGGUCGUCAGUUUUCCGUGCAGCGACGGAUCAAAAGUGGAUACGACGACAGCGCCCCAAACAACAACACAAACUACUCCUCCUACUGCAACACAAAUUUUAGCGUGUGACGAAAUAGGACAAUGGCAGCCCAGCAUUUUGAGUUGCCAAGAAUUUACUUGUCCAUCGCUACCUUACCUCGCAAGAGCCGUUUUAAAUGUGACGAUGCCAAAUGGUACCCAGCAAGUUAUCGACAAUUUGAAUACUACUACCUCAGCUCCAUGGUACCCGUACAAUACUACCGCACUGGAAAGCUGUUUGAGAGGUACUGAAGUGGACAUCUCCUUCAAAAGCACGGAGCUAAGUACUUGUUCAUUUCCUGGUGUCUGGCAGCCAGCUUUGAAAGAUUGCAUCGAUAUCGUAUGUGAUAACCUACCCACACCCGGACAUGCCACCAUGACGACCCCAACAGUACAGCUGUCCCAACCAUCCUACCCAUUUGAAACCACCGUUGAAUACACUUGCGAGGAGGGCUUCAUUUUGAAGGGGCCCUCCGACGAAUACCUCGGUCUCAAGCAGACUACUGUGUGCCAGGGUACUAACCUUUGGGUACCUAGUCCAAAUGCGUGUUUAGACGUGUACUGCCCUUCAAUAUUGACAGCCAAUCAGAACGUCAGCCUGUCCACCACCGACACCAUCCAUGGUACAGUAGUGACCGUCGACUGUUUCACUGGACACGAGUUUCCCGAUGGUGGUUCCACGCAGACGGUGGUCACGUGCUUGAAUUCAGGGGGCUGGUCCAGUGUGGUGGGUGGCUGCCCGCCAAUUCAUUGUCCCGACCUGAACCCUGACCUCAACAACAUGACGUCAUCAAAUGACGACACGGCGUACACCAGCGUCGUCACACUCGUCUGCCACGCGGGAUUCAAAUUUUUCGACAAAUCAACGAUCAGGAAGGUGGUUGCGUGUCUGGCCGAUAAAAAUUGGAACGACACAGGUCUGAAAUGCGAAAGGAUCAAGUGUUCCGACCUGCCCCCCGUGACCUCCAUAAGGUCAGUGAAGUCUCAGGACGGCACAGAGUACUCGUACGACAGCAACAACUACAACCAGCUGUCUGACGCCAGGACGCUCGUGUUCGACUACGACACCGGGUUGACAUUUUUUUGUGAAAAUGGGACAAAGGUUGCUGGUAUGACUAUGAACGGACAGCCUGUUUACGACCAGUUCACUGUCUGCUCGGGUCUUGGGUCUUGGAUACCGUCUCCAGAGAAUUGCAUUGUCAUAACAUGUCCGAGCUUAGACGGUGCCGCCAACAACUACAUAACAAGCACCGACGCCACGGUGUUUGGCACUGUCGUCGACGUCCAGUGUUUCGAUGGAUUUUAUUUCCUCGACCACACCGCCAGAGAAGCCACCACCAGGUGCGAGAACACAGAAAGAUGGAGUCUGGAAGUUAGCGCCUGCGAAGUUUAUACGUUUCUAAGUCCAUGUAAAAUACUCCUACUGACCAUUGAACUUUCACAAUUUCUUUGGAUUGUAGCUAUCAAAUGUCCAGAGAUUGAUUACUCCUCAAACCCCUUUCUGACCAUCAGUACGACAAAUAGGGACUACCACACGGUGGUCAUCGCUGAGUGUCAGAGGGGGUAUCAGUUUUAUGGCAGCAACAGAAUAUUGAGGAAGGCAAUUUUGUGUGGAGGUCUUGGAGAGUGGAAUGACACUGACAUUGAUUGUGAAGAAUUCUUCUGCGAAAUCAACCCCAUCCUCUACAACAUCGAUUUGUCGUCACCGUCAGCUCUGCCCCCUUGGCACUCCAACUCAUCAACCUUCCCUACGAUCUUUUACUACCUCGUCGGAUCUGUCGUCAACUUCCCGUGCGUCGAUGGCGCGAAAGUGAUCGAAAAUGUUGAAGAAUCAACUUCAGCACCUUUGAUGAAUCUACUCAUGCCUGCUGCUCAAACUGACCCCGUCUUGACCUUUCAAACUUUAACCUGCAAUCCGAUUGGCCAAUGGGAACCCAGCAUUUUGAAAUGUGAAGAGGUGGCUUGCCCGCCCCUUCCGCACCUUACGAGGGCCACCCUAGUUGUCACGAGACCUGACGGCACACAGUAUGUCAUUGAUAAUCUCAUCAAUACUCUUUCAGUUGCGUGGAACGCGUAUAAAACUAUCGCAUCGGCUACCUGUCUAGAGGGGACUCAACUUAGUGCCAACUUUGGAACGAGCCAACACACUACUUGCACCUUCCCUGGAAUUUGGAAGCCCGAAUUGAAAGAUUGUUCUGAUAUCGUCUGCAACGGCCUGCCGUCUGCCAACCACAUCUACGUCACAGAUGGAACGAUUCGAGAGAAGGAGCGGUCGGCUCCACAAACAUACGCCUUCGAAACUGUCAUUGAAUACACUUGUGAAGAUGGAUACGACUUGCGGGAACCCUCUUCCAAAACUUUCAUGGGUCUCAAGCAGAAUAUUUCCUGCCUAGGUACCGGUUUCUGGACGCCUGAUCUCACUCCAUGCGUAGACGUGUUUUGUCUCCCAAUACCGACAACUGACCGAAACAUCAGCCUAUCUACAUCUGAAACCAUACACGGAACGACAGUAGAUGUCGCUUGUUUCACUGGGCAUGAAUUUUCCAAUGGAACUCUGCAGAUGAAAAUCACGUGCAUGAACUCUGGGUUUUGGUCAGACAUUGUCCAGAGCUGUUCGCCAAUUCACUGCCCCAACUUGAACCCUGACCUCAACAGCAUGACGUCAUCAUCGAGUGACACGGCGUACGCUAGCGUCGUUGCGCUCGUCUGCAACGAGGGGUUCAAAUUUUUCGACAUCCAAUCCACUCGGAAAGUGAUUCGGUGCCUGGCAAACAGGAGCUGGGAUAACCCCGAGUUGACCUGCGGAAGAAUCAAAUGUUCCAGCCUACCAGCCCUGAGAUACAUACAGUCGGCCAUGACAGACGACGGCACAGAGUACUCGUACAACAACAACAACUACAAGCAGCUACCCGACGCCUUCGCCCAACAGUUUGACUACAACACCUGGCUGACGGUCUUCUGUGAAUAUGGGACGAAAGUCAACACUACAACCACAAAUAACGGGUUUCCUCUUUAUCAACAGUCAACGUUUUGCACGGGCCUUGGAUCUUGGCUGCCUCCUCUCAUCACUUGCAUUGAUGUCCAAUGCCCAAAAGUUAGUUUCUCGGACACGUACAGCCUUUCAACGGACCAAACAGUCCGGCGUACGAACCUUACAAUAGCCUGCUCGCUUGGCUACGUGUUUGCCAGUGGAGUGAAAAGAAAAAACUAUCAAUGUCUGGACAGCGCUGCCUGGAGCAUGCCUAUCGAGGAGUGCAUCACGGUCACGUGUCCCAGCCUGGACGCCGCCAGCAAUAACUUCACGGCGAGCACAACAGACGUAAGGUACGCCACGGUAGUCCUCAUGACCUGCUACCCCCUAAACGCCCUACCAGAUGGCGAGGUCACGAGAGGGGCUCAGUGUCAAGAUGAUGGGACCUGGAAUGUUACUAUCGACCGCUGCAAGUGGGUGUGGUGUCCGGCCCCGAACGCCCCCUCAACUUUGAUCCUCUUGAAUGCCAGCCAGGCUAACUACCAGAUGUAUACAAGGUUGACGUAUCGGUGUCCAAUAGGAAAGAAACUGAUGAGCAACAGUCUGGAACAAAGCCAGGAAUGUACUGGCCUGACUACGUGGAAACCUUCGACAUUUUUCGACUGCAUAGACAAGCAGUGCCCAGAGUUGAGUACGAUAUCGAACGCCAGCCCGGACACACUGUCCAGAAAAUACGGCACGAUGGUUCAGAUCACCUGUCCUGACUUCAUGCUCUUCCAGAAUAAAAAAUACGUGCGAAACAUCAUCUGCGAAGAUAAUGAGAAGUGGAAUGAAACUGAUAUCAAAUGCACGGGUACGAGGGUGAGGGUAGGAUGUCAACCCAAGCGUACCUUUACCGACGGGGGCAUACAGAGAUAUAUUUUGUGUGACAGAUAUGGCAAAUGGACAAACCUUGACCUUUUCUGCAUAGAAUACGGACGCUGCAAUUUACCCAAACAACUGAAUAACACCAUAAUCGACCAAUAUACUGAUCGCCAACACAUGGUUGAUGUUCUCGUGUUAAACUGCUCUCCGGGGUUUCGAUUCCGAUUCGUCAGCUCCAUCCGGACAUUCUUCUGUGUCAAUAAAACCUACAACUUCGACCCAUUUCCUCAUUGUUAUCCCAGCGACUGCUUCAUCAGUGUGACGUCGAACGAGCCUGUGACCGCCAUUAGCAGCCGGGACAGCAACCGCAACAAAUGCACCUUGGACGAUCUCUGCAGGCUAAAUAUUAACUCCUUCAUUUGUCAGCAUGUUAUUUGCCCUGGAAUACCGACGGUAGCUAACGCAAAAGUCGAACUCGACACAACCCUUCUUUCAAUUAAGAUCGAAUGCAACAGAGGCUUCCAAUUCCCUGACAGUUCUGACCUGCCCACCAAUCGAGCUAAAGAAGCUGACGGUCAGUACGGCCGACACCACUUACGGCACGGCGGUGGUGGUCACCUGUUUGAAAGGAGGGUGUUGAGAUUUGAAACUGGCUACACGACAUCUGAGAUAACGUGCAGCCCAAACAACGCUUGGAAGCCAUCACCGAAGGAAAUCACGUGCUCAGACGACAGAUGUACUCCAGUUCUCAAUGUGACCAAUGCCGUUCCUUCGUCAUAUCUAGCAACAAAAGAUACCAAAGUUCAUUAUCAAUGCAUAACUGGAUACAAGUUGGCGAAUCCGUCCUUCGACUUCUACAAGUGCGAUGGCUCCAAUUGGCUGACCGAAAACCCCGUGAAGUGUGAAAUUGUGGACUGCGGUCGUAUGGCCACGAUAAAUGCCCUGCCCUCCUUGUCCAACAGUACCUUCAACUCCUCCGUCGUCGUCAACUGCAACUUUGGCUAUCGAUACGCCGACGAUGAUAAAAACAACAAGAAGGAGGUUACCAACGUCUGCAAUAGUGAUGGCAACUGGCAAAUACCGACUGUCACUUGCAAUCCGGUCAAAUGUGACAAACCCGCAAUCUCCAAGGAAAACGUAAAAAUUGAUGCAACCCCAAAUGAAUUGACCUUCUCAAUUGAGGUCAAACUCCUUUGCUCGGAAGGAUACUGGUUCUCGUUUGGCCAAACUGAAAAAAAAAUCAUUUGUUCGGAUUCUACAAAAUGGGAGCCUGAUCCGAAUAAGUUGACCUGCACGCCUGUCGUCUGCCCAGUGGUCAGCGUUUACUACCAGAACACGACCAAUGUGACCUACCUGACGUACAUGUCUUACAAGUGCUUUGGGAAGGAAAAUGAAACGGCUUCGAGUACCGUAUGCAGUGUCAAGGGCCUCUGGGAGCCUGACGUAAAAUGCGAUAACUUGGCGCGAAAAGAGCAGACGGCCGCGAACGAAGCUCGCAGCUCAAACAUCAUCGCCAUUGUCAGCUUCUCCAUCAUAGGCCUCGUUCUAUUCUUCCUCUUCGUCCUUGACAUACCGACCUAUGCAAAGUCUCUCAUCUUCUGCUGGCACAAAAUACAAAGAAAGCGCGCCAAAAAAUGUAGCAAUGGCGGUAAAAAUGACGCCAAGCCUGCCGGUGACGACCCGAAUAAAAGAUACUAA
Messenger RNA from Helobdella robusta, 9162 nucleotides. RefSeq lists its product as hypothetical. Bases 1 to 9162 code for a protein of 3053 amino acids. Lineage: Eukaryota; Metazoa; Annelida; Clitellata; Rhynchobdellida; Glossiphoniidae. The transcript has 49 exons. The record is from RefSeq and is a predicted model, not a curated record.